Molecule: messenger RNA, 2309 nt
Organism: Cuscuta europaea
Lineage: Eukaryota; Viridiplantae; Streptophyta; Magnoliopsida; Solanales; Convolvulaceae
Source: the annotation of a GenBank genome assembly
UUUAAUCCGGAAAGCAAACCACCAAAAACAGUGGGGUAGAUGUCGGGGAACAUCUACCAAGUUUUAUUAAAAAUAGAAAAUAGGUACAAUGGAAAGGGGGACUAGACCAAAACCUUUCAAGGAGGCAUUCCUCCCGUAAAACAUAUCACAGAAGAAAAUAAAAACGCAAUUGGGGAGACUAGACCUGACCCAAUUGGAAAUACAAUCAAAUAUAGAAAAAUCAAAAUCUAAGUGAAGGAAUGCCAAAUUUAUCCAUGUAAUAGGCUCACCUUGCUCGGACCGGAAAUAAUAAUGGGCUUGAGAAUUUUGUUUUUGAGCAAAGCUAUUUUAAUCUACUCAAAACAAAGAACUACUAUUCAAAAUAAAUUGUCCAUAAUCAAUGGAACAUGGAAAUUACCAUCUAUUCAAUAGUGAUGAAACACUAUUGAAUAGAUGAAGAAUGGAUUCAAUAUGCUUGGCUAGUAAGAAUGGAUCGCUAUUUCAGACUCAACAAUGUAGAUGAAGAAGAAAAAAUGGAAGUAGUUGUGGUAGCUAUGGAAGAUAGAUCGCUGAGUUGGUUCCAAUGGUGGGAAAAUCAAGCACGUGAGAGGAAUUAGGAAGCACUAAAAGAAGCGUUGACUCGUCGCUUCCAACCUGAACUGGUACAAAACCCCUUGGGUCCUUUAUUGAGUCUGAAACAGAAAGGUACUGUGAAGGAAUUUAGAGAACAGUUUGAGAUGGCUACUGCUCCAGAAGGGAACCUGAACGGGGAGGUACUUAAGGGCAUCUUCCUCAAUUGCCUGAAGAGAGAUAUAAGGCCUGAGUUGAAACUCUAUAAUGCAAGAAACUCGGUUGAGAUUAUGGACAAUGCACUGCUAAUUGAAGAUAAAAACAAUGAAGUCUUGUCCACAAGAAAUAAAGAAGAAAGGAAAAGAAUCUGGAAAAAUAAAAGGCGGGAGGAAAUAGUUAUCAAAAAUGGGGAGAAGCAAGUAGAGGAAAAAGUAACCAGAUCACUACUAACUAUUCUGAAAGGAGCUCAGUUGAAAACAAAAGUGUAGAGGGUAUGGCAGCCUCUAACUAAAAGAAUAUGGGCCCCCAGAUUAAACCAAGGUGAAUUACAGGAGAGAAGUAGGAAGAGGCUGUGUUUCAAAUAUGGAGAGAAUUGGAAUAGAGGGCAAGUUUGCAAGAUGAAGAACUUCAAAAUGGUUCUUAUAGAGCAAUCCGAAGGAGAGGAAGAAUCUUAGCCAGCUUCUAGUGAUUCUAAUGAGGGGGAAGGGAUUCAUCUGGAAUCUAAAGCUAUGCAUCUAUUUGUGCUGAGUAAUGAAGGCAUACCCACUAUGAGAACAUUCAAAGUGCUGGCAAUUUUGAAAUGGGCAAUAGGAGAACAACAUGUGAAUGUACUCAUUGAUAGCACAACUACUCACAAUUUCAUAGCCAAAAUUUGGUGAACAAAUGGGAAAUUCCUUUCACAACUAUUAAGGGAUAUAAGGUACAAAUUGGGAAUGGAGAAUAUAUUCCUAACAGUGGAAGAUGUGAGGGAAUGAAGUUAAGGAUGCAAGGGACAAUGAUUCAGCACACUUUCUAUAUUCUGGAGCUAGGAAUGGACUGGCUAACUACUUUAGAAGAUAUGGAGGUUAAUUUCCAAAACCAAACUAUUAAAUGGAGAAUGCAAGGGCAGGAAUGCUCUAUAAAAGAAGAUGCUUCGUUGAAUAAUAUGGAAGUUUCUCUGAAAACCAUGGCACACAUUUUACAACAAACUGGACAUGGAUACAAAUUGUAUUGUGAGGGACAAGGUACUGAGCAAGAUAAGAACAAAGUGCAGGAUGAGGUUUGGAAAGAAAUUGUGAAACAAUUUCCAUAGGUCUUCAAAUCUCAAGAUUCUCAACUGGAUCCACCACCUGUAAGAUCAUGUGAUCAUGCCAUUAACAUCAUCGAAGGAGCCAUCAUCCAUAAUAUCAGGCCUUACAGAACUGCAGAAGGACCCGAAGACCGGUAUGUGGUACGCAAUUUGCAAAUGGUGCGAGAAAAAAUGUAGCAAGGGGGUUUCUGGCGGAUUCAGAAUGGCAAUCAAGCAUAUGAAGUCAUGUGACAAAGCCAAAGGAUCGGGAGGUGCGGAAAGUUCCGAUUGAUUACAAUUUUCAAAAUGUUUAUCUGUUAAAGUUUGUUUUAAUUUUCAAAUGUAGUUCCUAUUUCAUUUCAAAUAAAUGCAAUUGAAGUUUGUUUAUAAUACUCGUAUAAAACUAUAAACUAUAAAAUAUAAAUUAUAAAAAAAAAAUUAACCGGCCCAGCCCGAACCGGACCCGACCCGUGACCCGGACAGGUGGACCAGC